GUGUAUUUCUCAGCCUAAAAGUUUAUGCAAAGAACAGCUGUGGGAAUAACAAUCCUAUUUGCAAAACAAACAAAAAGAAUAUGCAUUAAACUUGAAGCUUCGGCUAAUAACUUGCUGGAAAAUUGACCUUUUCUUACUGAACGAGCAUUCUGAAACUAAUUAGUUUUAUUAAUAAGCUGUUUACGUUCGUUUCCCGGUAAAAGGUGCUUUAACGUUCGCAAAAAAAUAAUGAACCUUGUGAGUUCUGUCAGUUGUGUUUUAAUUUGGAAAUAGCGUGCUCAUUUAUAAAAAUGUUUAAAAAAGUUAUUUUCUGAUACCAAAUUUCCAAGAAUUAUCGUUACUUCUUGGGAAAAUACAUGAUUGUCUGACAUGUGGUUCUUGAACUAGUCUUCUUAAAACUUGUUUUGGAGUUUUAAUUAGAUUUUCAAAAAAUUGUUUUUCCCCAAAAUAUAAGAUCAUUUUGACUCGAGGUCGACUUGAGGAAGUUUCGUUAACCAAAAGAUCUGACCUUCCGGAUGAAGCGUGCCAUGUGAGAAGGAUGUGCUACAUGAUUGUGACGUCUCGCACGCUCCUCUGGACGCUGCUCACAAUGGCCACCACCUUAGCCAUGGUGGCCGCCGUCAUCACCCCCACUUGGCUCAUCGGGCCCUCCCGGAGGCUGAGGGGCCGCAGCAAGGCCAGCGCUGAGGACGAGAUUUUUACUCCUUCUCUCGGUCUGUACAAUGGUUGCAUCAAAGUACACGAGAUCGAGCAGCUGUUCACGGAAAAUUGCGCCCCCUUCGUGACGAGCUUCAGCAUGUCCUCCGAGGACUUCCCCAACUUCUGGAAGGCCGCCCUGGUGCUCUUCGUCUGCGGCCUCGGCCUGCUCUCCUUCACGCUGCUCACCUCGCUUUCCUGCUGCUGCAUUCGAAGUGUCUUCAGGAAAUCCGUUUUCACGGUCUCCGGCACCAUUCAGGCGAUAGCAGGCAUUCUGUUUCUUCUGGGCUUGGUGCUCUACCCUGCUGGAUGGGGGAGCCGAAGGAUUCAGAUGGUAUGCAGCAGUAGAGUAGGACCCUACUACAUCGGGGACUGUUCCAUAGGCUGGACCUAUUAUCUUGCAAUUGUAGGAACUGUUGUGACAUUCAUUUGCUCUUUACUUUCCAUACAAGCUGAAGUCUCAACUUCGAGUACCAAAGUGCAAGAAGGCCUAAUAGAAGGCAAAAAUGUUAUCUGUCUCAUUUGAUGAGUAUCUCCAAUGAACAGUUGUUGAACAUUAUUUGGUUUGUCUCUAUCGACAGUGAAGUUGAUGCCCAUUUUUUUUUCUAUCACUGCAUUUAAGCUUCACUGAACAAACUUAAAAAUGUACUCACCUGACAAUCUUUCACUCCACAAAAAAGGGAUUAUGAAAGUAUAACAAAAGCAUACCGAAGAGAAAGAAGAUAGUGUUUAUUAUACUUUUAACGCUAGAGUUCAUUUUUGAAAUUAUCUUUUUCUUGUAUAAAAAAUGAAAGAUACUAGUUAUGUAUUGAUUAGAAACGUCGUUGGAGUACUUUAUAUUAUGUACAGAACAAUUAGAUGUAAAUAUUGCAAGAGAAAUUAGUUGUACCUUUUACUUUAUUCAGUACUAAAUCUUUAUAUAAAAUUCAUUUAACUUUUAAAAGUACAAUGUUCUAAAGUGCCUGAUUUUUGGAAAACAGUUGAAAGGCCACUUAUAGGAGAAAAAAAUCCAAGAAGAUAUUUUAAAAUUGUAUUGGAAUUAUUGUGGAAUCAUAUUUCAUACAACUAGGAAUGAAAGAAAAGACUAAACCCCCUAAAUAUAAGGCGAUACUUUUCCGCCAGUUUUCUCUUUAUUUUCCAUAAAGCCAAGUUAAUCUGUACUUCGGCAAAUCUUUUGUCAACUGAUUCAAAUGCAUGCCAAAUAUAAUUUGGCAUAAGAGCAAUCAAAAUGCACUAAACUGUAAAAGUGUUGACAAAAAUUCAGGCCAAUUCAGAAGCAUUAUGUAGCUUUGUUUGAUCCACUUUCCCACAUUUUGGAGGAUGGCGCAAAUGCUUGGCGAUCACAGUUAUCGACCUGAUGGAAAAGUAUCUGCAAGGUAUUUUAAUCAUUCUUAACAAAGAACAGAUGUUCUGAGAAAAAUGUUAUGACUAGUUUGAGCCUAAUUUCAUUAUACCUGACGUGAGGAUCUUUGAAGGCUUAAACUUACGUUUUAAGACUUCUUUGUGAUCAGGUUAUAUUAAUUUAUCUUGGAAGUUUUGAGCUAAACGAUCAGGAAUUUGUUACAUAAUUGUAUUAUCGUUACAUAUGUUUUAUGUUAUGAGAAUCAGAAUACAGAGCAGACAGUGCAGCUAGCGAAUUUCAGAUAUUGCAUGUAAAUAUGAGAGACUAGUUAAGGCAUGAAAUAUUUAAAUUGUGAUACAACUUUUUAAUAUUACGCAUGUACCUUCUUAUUCAGAUGCAUAUAUUAAGGUAGAUUUGAAUGUCUUUUCUUCGAAGAAAAACGACACAUUUCUUCUGAAACUGUUUAUAGCUGUUUUUUGUGUACUGUUGUAAUUGUGAUGUUUGACAAAGUCUAUAUCUAAGAUAACAAUUGAUCUGAUUUUUAGUUUUAAUAACUGUUGCUGUUUGAAUUAAUUAAUUGACAGAAAAUUUUUAUACCGCAGAAAGUAAUUUCUAACAUAGAAUUUCGCUUCAUAUUUAUUAUAUGCACACAAUUUUGUUAGUUUAUUUAAAAAUUUCUUUUAAUUUAACUAAAAAUAUUAUACAUUACAUUUUAUUUUAUUUAGCGAAAGUGGUUAUUUUUCUUGAGAAUUUAGUGGGGAAAAUAGUCAAUUUUGAAAGGAAAUUAGGAUGUUUGUUUAGAGUUCACACUAAUCAAUCCGGACUAACUAAACAAAUCAUAAUCAUUUAUGUUUUAAACAUGAAUUCAAUUAAAACCAUACGAUUGCCUCUAAGAAUUUUGAAAUUACCUAUUGGGCCAUGAUCAGAAUGGAUAUCUUGUUCAUUGAGGUCUCCAGACCAAUCAUUGUAAGUUAAUAUAUAUCAAAGAAAUAAUUUAUUCCAUUUUUAAACAAUUAUUAUUAAAAAAUAUACUAAUAUUUUUCGCAUUUUUUUCUGUGGAAUGCAAAGAUAGGACUUGAAUUAUUUUACUACUGAAAGUUUCAGCAUUAAUGACCUUAUUAAAUAACAUUGUCAGAUAGACUAACUUAAAACACAAAUUGGAUUCUGACCCCCCCCCCCUGUCGGUUGUUGCAUAUAAAUUCAUCUGAACAAAUUCUAUUUCCUUUCAAAUUAUCGUCUGCUUCCUUUAUAAUAACGUGAUAAUAGUUUCUAAUAUUUUUGCAGGUUUUGAUUUUUUUUUAUAAUAGAAUAAAAUAUUGAACUAUUCAUUUUCAAAGUUUUAUACAAUUGCAAAAUAUUUUGGGCUUUUUUUUUUUUUUUUUUUUUUUGUGACAAAAAUCUUUAUUAGAUCGAUUUUCUAGUGUUCUUUAAAAUUUUUAAUGUUGAAUAUUUUGUAUUUUUGUGCCAUUUGAAAAUAUAUUUGCCAUGUACUAGUAUAAAAACUUGUUUCUUCAAAUGAUCUUUAACCUUUUUGAAAGUAAAGGGAUUUUUUGUUGCAAUUUUAACUGUUUUUAAUGAUAAAUUACAAAAUAUAUUUAUGUUCUGAAAAUUAAAGUAUUUCUGAUAGAUAAAACUUUAAUAUAUUGGCUAAUGUAUUACACUAACCAAUUUCUAAGAUAAUUUUAGUUUUUAAUCAUUUUAAAUUGCAAUACAUUUAGCACAUUAAUUUCUAAGCUUUUUGAUUAAAGAAUUUUAAAACUUGAAUUCGUCUUUAUUUCAGUAAUGCAAAUAAACAUUUAAUGAUUAAUUUGCAUAAUUCCGAUGUUGAAAGUGAUUAAUUUUUAAAUAAAUAUAAAAAAUGUAAUUAUUUAUGCUGUUUGUUAAAUGUAAUAAAAUACAAAUAGGCGUCUUUUGAUAAGCAUGCAUGUAUUGUUUGCUAUUUAGGUGUUUAAAUGUUAUGUUUCCGAUGA
Molecule: messenger RNA, 4008 nt
Organism: Argiope bruennichi
Lineage: Eukaryota; Metazoa; Arthropoda; Arachnida; Araneae; Araneidae
Product: LHFPL tetraspan subfamily member 2 protein-like
Exons: 6
Coding region: 539-1222 (227 amino acids)
Cellular component (GO): membrane
Source: RefSeq, a predicted model, not a curated record